UUGUCAAAGCGUUUGUCAAACAACGCAACCAUGGGAAAGCGCACAACAUGUGCUCCUGCUAACUGUGAAAAGCACUUAACGGUUUCCAGCUGAAUAGCGUUACUCACGCGUUCUGGUCAAAGAGCGCUAGUUUAAAGUCUCCAAAAGUACCUUUGCUCCAUGAUAUCCCCGAAUCGUUCCAGCCUCUGUUUAACAGUGCGAUCAAUGCUACUACUCCCCGGGAUGCUAACACCUCCAACCAAGGUCACGAUUCCUUUCGAUAUGAGUGGGGAACUUGGGCGGUUGAUUCAAAUGUCGAAUAUUUAAUGGACCUUAUGAAUGAGGUUCGUGUACAACGAAGCUUCUACGAGACUGUUGUACCCGAGGACAUGAGGGUUCCACUACGGCUCCGAGUUGCAGGUGGAUUGGACUGGGAUUGUAUUUUGCAUGUGUUGCCUCCCGGCACAUCUUGGCAAGGACGAUGGACAACAGGGUCCUGGGCCAUGAUCAAAACACUUACAGGAGUCGCAGAAAUAGCGUCACUUGUGGGGCCCGAUCGCAAUGGAAAUUUGCGAAAACGAACGUCGAAAGAUUUGCGAGGUGGGAGUGACGGAUCGCUAGGCGGUGGACAAUCAACGGCAGGAGACAAAUGCAUCAAGUACGUUGGUGGACCAUUACGGAGCUAUUCAG
This is a messenger RNA of Phaeodactylum tricornutum CCAP 1055/1, 669 nucleotides long. RefSeq lists its product with no specific name. Lineage: Eukaryota; Bacillariophyta; Bacillariophyceae; Surirellales; Neidiaceae. The annotation marks the transcript as partial. The transcript has 2 exons. The record is from RefSeq and is a predicted model, not a curated record.